AUCAACAUGGGCAUAUCCGUUUGACUUCUAGUUAUGAAAACUAGCUCCUCUUAAGCUAAUUGUGCUUAAAAGUGUCAAGGGAACAAUUGUAUAGUUUAUAUUGGUAUUUCUCGUAGGAAAUUUGUAAAUCUGAUAGUUUCUGAUGAUUACCCAGUUGGGAAUUUUCAUACAAAUUUUGCUUCGGACUUGUGGGUAUUUAUUUAUCUGCUAAAAGAUUAUCUGGGUGCUACUUCUUUUUUCAUGUCUGGCUUGGGUUCUUAGGUUCGUGACUGUGCUGUAGAGGCUCUGUGUGCAUUGGAUGUUCUGCGAAAGGGAUCACUGAGCCAUUCCGUUGUUUAGUUUAUGUCAACUGAUUAGUGGAUACGAACAUUUACUUUCUAUAAUUUAUUUUGUCCACACAAAAUUUUGGCAAAGUAUGGUGUGGUGGUGUGUUUUAGCCCAUUUUGUUAAUCUAGUCGUGCAUUUUUGACGUGCUAGUUACACAUUUUUUGACAAACUAGUUAUGCAUUUUUGACACAAAGAAUGCAUUUUUACUAGUUACACAUUCUGUAGUCAUACUAUCAAAAGGAUGUAUCAUGUGCCUAGGGGUUUUGACAAACUGAAGAAGAUUCGGUCUGGAUGUUUGGUGCAAUUUGAACUGAUAAUGAAGAUGAAUGCAGAUGGCGCUGAUUCUUAUGUGCAGUCAUGGUCAUACCGGUUGGUAGAGGAAAUCCAAAUUGUUAUUGCGGCACUGAAGAAGAUUCGAUUGAAUUUUGGACUUCCAUUUUUUUUUUUGUCAAAGAUUGCUACAAUUUUUUUUAUCUAAUCUUUGACCAAGAUUACUACAAUUAAUGGAAAGCUCCUUUCCUUCCUACUUGUAAGUGGUUUGGGGAAUGGACUGGUUGCAUUUGCCUACUGUUAGUCUUUGUGAAUGAUGUUCAGUGGGCCAAAGAGUGCAAACCUCCUCAGUGUAUUCCAAUCGAAAUGGCGUGGUGAAUCAUCUUUGACUACAGGCUUGCUUAAAGAUGUGUCUCCUGAGAUUGAAUUGUCGGACUACGGAAGGGUACCACCAAGUCCUGGUAGUGAGAGCCCUUCGGGACUUCUUAAUGGUGAUACCUUGAAUGUGGAACCAAUUGCUGAUUUGGACCUAUUCUUUGAAAGGCUUUACAGCUACUACUGUGAGAAAGGGCUUUGGUGCAUCAUUAUACAGUGGAUAGUUGAGGUUCUAAGCCUGGGCUUCACAAUUUGUUUCUCAGGAUUUUUCUUAUUAUUUGUUGACUGGAAUGGUCUUCGUAAUGCAAAGUGUGGGAUGGAUGCGGUUGAAUCUGGAAUUAAGCCUUGUGAUCUUGCUAAGGAUGCUCUUCAUCGGCACCCAUUAACUCCCCUAACACUUACCAAAGCUAUUAUUGUUGGAUAUUUAGUGAUAUUUUCCUUUUAUUGGAUCUUUUGUUUUUUGAGGUUUUUUGCUCAAUUAAAGGACACUUUGGGGAUUCGUCACUUUUAUUACAACAGUCUCCAUGUUACGGACAAUGAAAUUCAAACAAUGCCAUGGGCAACAAUUCUUGAGAAGGUUGUUCAGCUGCAAAGUUCACAACAACUAUGUGUGGUUAAGGAUCUUUCUGCUCAUGAUGUUGUAAUGCGAUUGAUGCGCAAGGAAAACUACUUGAUUGGAAUGGUCAACAAGGGGGUUCUUGCAUUCCCAAUCUCUCAGUGGAUCCCCGGUGUUGGGCCGACGGUCAAAUUUGGCACACAUGGAGCACAACAUCGUCUGAUACUGACAAAGACCCUUGAGUGGACCUUAAAUUGGUGCAUACUGCAGAGCAUGUUUGAUCGAAACUUCUGUGUUAGAAGGGAAUUUAUAUCUAAUCCAACAACCUUAAAGAAAAGGCUUAUGGUAGUUGGGCUUGCAAUGCUGCUUCUUUCACCGUUUCUUGUCAUAUUCAUGCUGGUGUAUCUCUUCCUGAGGCAUGCCGAGCAAUUCUAUAAUCAUCCAAGUACUGCAUCAUCUCGAAGGUGGUCAACUUUGUCAAAAUGGAUCUUUAGGGAAUAUAAUGAGGUGGACCAUUUGUUCAAGCACCGGAUCAAUAGCAGUGUAGAGCAUGCUUCUAAUUAUAUCAAGCAAUUCCCGUCUCCUAUUAUUUCUAUUAUAGCAAAGUUCAUCUCCUUCGUAUCUGGCGGCUUUGCUGCUAUCCUAAUCAUCAUUGCAUUUCUGGAGGAGUCGCUGCUAGAGGGCCAUAUAUUUGGUCGCAACUUGUUUUGGUAUGCUGCUGUUUUUGGAACUAUAACAGCUAUAAGCCGGGCUGCUAUUACAGAUGAGCUUCUAGUCCUUGAUCCUGAGGGAGCAAUGUCUAUGGUGGUCCAACAUACACAUUAUAUGCCAAAGAGGUGGCGUGGCAAAGAAAAUACUGAGAUGGUCUGCAUCGAGUUUCAAACCCUAUUUCAGUAUACUGGAAUGAUGCUACUUGAGGAGAUGGCCUCAAUUUUCCUCACUCCGUAUUUACUUAUAUUUGUUGUCCCAAAGCGUGUGGAUGACAUUUUGCAGUUCAUUGCAGAUUCUACAGUGAAUAUUGAAGGUGUUGGUCAUGUCUGCAGCUUUAGUGUCUUUGACUUUCAAAAGCAUGGCAAUAGCAAUUAUGGUUCACCACACAGUGCUCCUCGCAUUGAAAGGAGUUCUCAGGGGAAAAUGGAGAAAUCAUUUUUGAGCUUUCAGAGUAGCUAUCCUUCAUGGGAACCAAACACUCAGGGAAAGCAGUUUAUAUCAAAUCUUAGGACUUUCAGGGAGCAAAAUCUGCAAGGUCAGGGAACUAGACAGGCAUAUUCUCCUUCUAGAAUGUGGCAAGGGAGCCCCACUUUUAGAGGCUGUGGAGACCGACGCAACGUUUUCUCAAGGGAGCUUACACAUAAUAAUGUUGGGACUGGCUAUCACUUGGGUUCUCUCUGGCUAAUUGAUGCAGAUCAAAAGAAUCACCCUUAUCUUCUUGAUUGGUAUUAUAUGUCACAACCUAACCGCACGACUGGUUACUCGAGAGACGGUGCACUGCAACCUUCUGUAGCAACUGAGCAACGUCCUGGAGAUUACUGGACACCAUCCAACUUGACACAAAAUGAACCGAAGUGUGAAGAAUACUGGGGUGACCAUUAUGAUCAGGAUCGAACACAAUCCCAUCUGGGGGCUUCUACAUCAACUCGUUUCUUCCGGGAUAGUGUACUAAGGCAUCAUGAUUCUAGCAAUUUGCCAAACCCAACCAGAAGCCAUUGGUGGGCUAGAAGUGGCCCAGAUGGUGCCCAGCUCCAGACAAGUUUUAAGGAGCCUCCUGAUUUCAAUCGCCAAAGUUCAGACAAUUAUAAUGAUAAUUUUUCAGAUAAAAUCUCAGAGGACCAAGAACAACACUUGGACUGGAGAAAUGACUUCCACUUAUCCCGAACCACUUACAUGGACGACUUAGAGGCCGGAGAGUUGAAUCUUCAUUUCGAUGAUAUAUAUAGCAGACCUCCAGAAACUCCCAGAAUAAAUCCUGAGGCUACAAGCUUCGGCUGAUCAGGCAAUUGGAAUGCACAUGGGUUUCCAGUACUCUAAUUGUGAUAUCUGUUCUGUGUAUAAAGGAAACUGUGUAUUCUUUUUGUAUAUAAAUUCAUUACGGGGUUAGUUUCUCAAUAGGCUUCAAGCUUGAUCUGGAAGGUGACCCAGGUCCAGAUUCCCCAGAGGCAUUCUGAAAAUGUAAAAACUAGAAACAAAUACAAGACAAGUUAUCGACCGCAUUGGUUUAUAUCUUAAACUGCUUUUGCUUUAAGGAUGUGGAAAGUGGCCGACAUUGUCUUGGGCAUUUUAGAACAAGUUGAUGUUUGUCCAUUUGCUUUGUGAAUUCACAAGGAAAAUUUGGUUUCUACUAA
This is a messenger RNA of Corylus avellana, 3870 nucleotides long. The record is from RefSeq and is a predicted model, not a curated record. NCBI's taxonomy places the organism in Eukaryota, Viridiplantae, Streptophyta, Magnoliopsida, Fagales, Betulaceae.